UUGCCAAAUAUGGAUAAUAUGACAAAUCCCAAUGAUCAGGAAUGGUCCGACACGAUCGCACUGAUCGCCAAAUCAUCAAUCAUGGUGUUCAUUAUAAUUGCAGCUAUUUUCGGUAAUUUACUGGUGAUUGUUUCGGUGAUGAGACAUCGAAAGUUAAGGAUAAUCACAAAUUAUUUUGUGGUGUCUCUUGCCCUGGCCGAUAUCAUGGUCGCCAUGAUGGCGAUGACCUUCAACUUCAGUGUCCAGUUGACGGGACGAUGGCUAUUCGGUUAUUUUAUGUGUGAUGUUUGGAACUCUUUGGAUGUCUACUUCUCGACUGCUUCAAUUCUGCAUUUGUGCUGUAUAUCUGUGGAUAGAUACUACGCUAUUGUCAAGCCUUUGAAAUAUCCCAUAAGCAUGACCAAAAAAGUUGUGGCGGUAAUGAUUUUGAACACCUGGAUAGCACCAGCUCUCUUGUCCUUUGUGCCAAUUUUUCUAGGAUGGUACACGACCGAGGAGAACCAGAAAUACCGCGCCGAACAUCCAAAUGAAUGCGUAUUUGUAGUUAACAAAUGGUACGCAGUAAUAUCGAGUUCUAUUUCUUUCUGGAUACCUUGCACCAUAAUGGUGUUCACAUAUUUGCAAAUUUUCCGCGAAGCUGAUAAACAAGAAAAAGCGUUGCAUACUAGGCAAGGUAAAGCCAUGUUGAUGCAUCGGCCAAGUAGGGAUUGUGGUCAUAACGGCGAUGUCCUGUCGUCAUCGGGUGGCUCAUCAAAGACUUUGACGUUGCACGAGAUUCCCGAUGAGCCUUUAAAUACGCCAACCAAGGACAAGAACAUAAUCAAGAUGAAACGCGAGCAUAAAGCUGCACGUACCUUAAGCAUAAUCAUGGGUACUUUCGUAUUGUGUUGGCUUCCAUUCUUCUCCUGGUACCUUAGCACGUCCUUGUGUGGAGAACACUGCGAUUGCCCGGAUGUGGUAGUCGCUAUAGUAUUCUGGAUCGGUUACUUCAACUCCACUUUGAAUCCUUUGAUCUACGCUUACUUCAACCGCGAGUUUCGAGAAGCCUUUAGGAACACCUUGCAGUGCGCGUUUUGCAGCUUGUGUAAGAACCAGCCCGUGGACCUGGAUGAUUUGGACACUAGGAGAUCUUCUCUGCGACCAUAUGAGGACAGAAAAAAAAGUGUCUAUUCGGAGACUUAUCUGAAGCACGUCGAUCGCCGGAGGAGUUCGGAGUUCGGUUCGUCGUUAUGAGUGGAACUGGUGUCGCCUUAUCCGGAUAAGGUGACCACCAGCUUUUAGUGUC
This is a messenger RNA of Ctenocephalides felis (cat flea), 1285 nucleotides long. Its product is annotated as octopamine receptor beta-2R-like. Gene Ontology annotation, cellular component: membrane. Gene Ontology annotation, molecular function: octopamine receptor activity. The transcript has a single exon. Lineage: Eukaryota; Metazoa; Arthropoda; Insecta; Siphonaptera; Pulicidae. Bases 10 to 1233 code for a protein of 407 amino acids. Gene Ontology annotation, biological process: adenylate cyclase-activating adrenergic receptor signaling pathway. The record is from RefSeq and is a predicted model, not a curated record.